Jatropha curcas is the source of this 2846-nucleotide messenger RNA. RefSeq names its product Pentatricopeptide repeat (PPR) superfamily protein. The record is from RefSeq and is a predicted model, not a curated record. Gene Ontology annotation, molecular function: mRNA binding; protein binding. NCBI's taxonomy places the organism in Eukaryota, Viridiplantae, Streptophyta, Magnoliopsida, Malpighiales, Euphorbiaceae.
UAAGAGAAAUCUUUUCAGCAGCGCCGUCUUCCAUCUCCUGUCUAUAUCUCUUUAUUAAAUUGAUGCUAAAAACUCAAAACCAGUCACUCUCUGUUUCGGAAUUUGGUUAUCGCAUAACUUAAUAACACAAUGCUCUCUUCAAUCUUCAGUCGACGCCUAAACUCCACUCAAAUUCUUCUCCGAUUAACCACCGAGUUUUUCUCAACAAAAUCCGCUUCACAUUUACACUCCCAAACUCCAAACUCCCAACUAAACCCCCAAAAUUUUGACACAAACACUGUACUUGAAACCCUCUCAUUAUACAGAAACGACUGGAAAAGCGCUUUUGACUUUUUCAACUGGGUCGAAACACAAUGCGAAUUUAAACACACUACAGAAACAUACAAUCAAAUGAUUGACAUAUUGGGUAAGUUCUUUGAAUUUGAUCUUUCAUGGGAUUUGAUUUAUAAAAUGAAGAAGACGCCAUUUUUAAUGCCAAAUCAUGUCACUUUUCGAAUAUUGUUUAAGCGAUAUUUAUCUGCCCAUCUUGUUAAUGAAGCUAUAAGUGUUUUUGAUAGAUUAGAGGAAUUCAAUUUGAAAGAUGAGAUAUCUUAUUGUCAUCUUGUUGAUGCUCUUUGUGAACAUAAGCAUGUUAUUGAGGCUCAAGAGUUCUGCUUUGGAAAGAAUAUGGAAGUGAAUACUGAAUUAUUUGUGAAGAAUAAAACUAAAAUUUAUAAUCUGAUUUUGCGUGGGUGGUUUAAAAUGGGGUGGUGGAGUAAGUGUAGGGAGUUUUGGGAGGAGAUGGAUAGGAAAGGAGUGUGUAAAGAUUUGCAUUCUUAUUCAAUAUAUAUGAAUAUAUUAUGCAAAAGUGGGAAGCCAUGGAAGGCGGAGAAAUUGUUUAAGGAAAUGAAGAAAAAGGGUAUAACUUUGGAUGUUGUGGCAUAUAAUACUGUUAUCCAUGCCGUUGGCUUGUCAAAGGGUGUGGAUUUUGCUAUACGUGUGUACCGUGAAAUGAUGGAAUUGGGUUGUUUUCCUAAUGUUGUGACUUGUAAUACUGUUAUAAAGCUUUUGUGCCUAAAUGGAAGGGUGAGGGAAGCAUAUAAAAUACUUGAUGAGAUGUGGAAGAAGAAUAUCAUGCCGGAUGUGAUUACUUAUCAUUGUUUUUUCGGUUAUCUUGAGAAGCCAACUGAGAUUCUGUGGCUGCUUGACAGGAUGAUUGAGAGUGGAGUCUGGCCAAGGAUGGACACUUAUGUGAUGCUUAUGAGGAAGUUUGGGAGAUGGGGAUUUCUUCGACCAGUUUUUGUAGUGUGGAAGAAAAUGGAAGAACAUGGGUGCACUCCAGAUGAAUUUGCAUACAAUGCAUUGAUUGAUGCUUUAAUUGACAAGGGAAUGUUGGACAUGGCUAGAAAGUAUUAUGAAGAGAUGCUGGCAAAAGGACUUUCAGCUAAACCAAGGGAAGAGCUAAGGACAAAGGUAGUAGGAGGAGGAUAAUGCUUGUAUUUAUAUUCAGAAUUGUUCUUGGUGGAAAGGCUGUUUGCUAUAGCAUAUAACAAGGCUCUUAAAAGGAUUGCCCUGCUUAAUCAUGAGUCAACGUUAAAGCAUGUUGUAGUUAGAACCAGAAACUGGUUUGAUUUUUCUGUUAUGCUUUUGAGUGUUGGAGAUGUUGUAGCAAUAUGGAAAUGUCCCACCUUGGCAAUUCCCUUACUGAUUUUGUUUAGUGUUUGAUCUUGGGACAUGUUCUAAAGUUCUGACUCGAUAUCUUUGCUUUCCUGUCAUAACAUUUGGCUUGCACUUAUUGUAGCCCCAUGAACGUAAGGCUAUAAAUUUUGUAUUUAGUUGGUAAAGGAUGCAGUGGUACCGGGUCUUGUAACAAGGUGAUAGGUCUGAGGUUUGCAGGAGAGGCAGUAGGACCCAGAGGAUUUAUGGUGUUUGCCGGUGCUCAGCUUCAUCUUAUUGGUGACAUGUAAUUCCUUUCUCAGGUUCUCUCUUGCCUUUUGACUAUUAUAAUUGAGGACCUAGUCAUUUGUAUGAGCGGAUUCAACUGGAUAUUCUUGUUUACUGAAUAGCAAAAACUUAGAACCUUCCAAACCUUAAUACUCAAGAUGGAAGAAAGGGGUCACACUCUACAUCAGAGACCAGUCAGACACACGGCAACGUAAUUAGAGAGGGCAUUAUUACGGAUCUCUUCUCUAUGUUCUGUUCUAGAGUUUACCACCAUAAGAAGACGUUUCUCUUUUUUAUUAGGCGUCAAAGUGUGUGGAGCAGAGCAGGAGUUGGAAAGGAAGAAAAGAGGGAGUUGAGCUCGACUGAAAGUAGUCCACAUAGUGUGUGUUUGAGUUCUUGAAAACCAAACAGGCCCUGCUAAGGAUAUGAUAAAGUACAAUUACAAUGUCGAACGUUAGUGAAGGAGGUAUAAAAGCGACUCAGAACAAGAGAAAGGAAGAGUGGGUAUGAUCAUCCUUGAUUCAGUUAGCGCAUACCUAUGGGCGAGAAAGCAGGGGCUAUCAACUACUUUGAUUAUGAACUAGCUACAGAGCAUCUAGUGUUAGGGAGUAGCUAAUUAGACAUAGCUUCUGGAAUGACGUGCAGUCUUGAAUGAUCCUGGCAAUCAACCCGGGAAUGGGACUAGUAUCGACCAACUACCAACAGCGGCUUACAAAGCUAUGUCGGGAGAAUGUUCGACCAUAUGAAGAGGAACUAAGUGGGUCUGGACACCCAGGUUGCUGAUGAUACUUAUAAUUCUCAACAAAAGUCCCCCAACAGUUCAUCUUUGGUAUGUUGGGUUUUGAUAUAUAUAUUUGUUUGACUUCUUUGAAUAAUUUGACUUGUUGAUCAAUUUUGUGAAAUUCAUUGUUUGUUUGCUUGCA